Messenger RNA from Symsagittifera roscoffensis, 4354 nucleotides. RefSeq names its product transcription initiation factor TFIID subunit 1-like. Gene Ontology annotation, molecular function: histone acetyltransferase activity; RNA polymerase II general transcription initiation factor binding; TBP-class protein binding. NCBI's taxonomy places the organism in Eukaryota, Metazoa, Xenacoelomorpha, Acoela, Convolutidae. Gene Ontology annotation, cellular component: transcription factor TFIID complex. Gene Ontology annotation, biological process: transcription by RNA polymerase II; RNA polymerase II preinitiation complex assembly. The record is from RefSeq and is a predicted model, not a curated record.
AAAAUUUGUUGCCAAUUUUGAACGAUGACCGAAAACGUUUGAGAGGUUUAACUACGAGUCCAGGGAAGUCAGGUAGUCCGGAUAAAAGCCAGAGUGAGUCACCAGAUAAGAAGCAACAAUUGCGGCGAUCUAAAAUUCUUCUUGGAAAAUUGGAAAACUCUAAUUUACGCGAGUCUAAAGAUAUUGGCACAGAAAAAGACGCGAAUAGCAAUAGUCAAUUCAGAUUACAAGGGCUAAAACGCCAUAAGUUUAACCUGUCAAGUGAUAGUUUUUACCGAAGCAAACAAGAGAAAGAGGCAGCGAAGGGCCUUGGAUCUCUGAUUCACCACGCGACAACUGCCGUGCAAAUAUCUCAACCGUUUUUCCCAACUUACUUGAGCGUGCAACGUCUAAGACACUUCCACAGGUGGCCGCUGAAACGAUACUCUUACGGUCUUCUAUCGGAACCAGGACUGAAACCAGUGAAGGUUCUUACUGAAUACAUUGAGUUGAUUCGCCAGGAACGGGAAGCGGAAAGGCAAGCAUCAGGAGGCGGGGAUAUGUUUUACAUGAGGACUGCAGAUGAUCUAUCGGGACGUGACGGAGACUUGGUUUUGGCCGAGAUCUCGGAGCAACAUCCUCCCUUAAUCAGUCAAAUUGGAAUGUCCUCAAAAAUCAGACAUUACUACAAAAAAGGAAAUCGGAGCGAUCAAGGUCCUCCGAACUACUCUUAUGGCGAAGUUGUUUACAUGAAUGAAAGUCCAUUUCUGGGAAAUUUACAGAACGGAGCUACCUUAUCAGUUCUCGAGAAUAGUAUGUACAGAGCGCCUAUUUAUAAUCACGAAAUGAAAAGCAAUGAUUUUUUGAUUAUCAGGUGUCGGGAUGCUUAUUAUAUCAGAAAAGUGCCGAUGAUUUUUACAGUAGGUCAACAGUACCCUUUAAUUGAAGUUCCCAGUCCUAACUCGAAAAAGGCUUCACAUUUUCAGAGGGAUUUCCUCGCUGUCUUUGUGUAUCGUCUAUUUUGGUCGUCAAAAGAGAAACAGAAACGAAUUAAAAUGGAAGACAUAAGAGCCGCUUUUGGACCGCAUUAUUCAGAGAGCAGUAUUCGAAAACGAUUAAAAAUUUGUUCAGAUUUUAAGCGUGCAGGACAUGAACAAAAUUGGUGGAACUUGAAGUCAGGAUUCCGACUUCCGAACGAAGAGGAAUUAAGGCGUUUAGUUUCGCCAGAAGAAUGCUGUGCGUUCUACAGCAUGCAAGCUGCCGAACAAAGACUUAGAGAUGCAGGCUAUGGAGACAAGGCAUUCACUCUUGAUGAUCAAUUGGAUGACCCGAACGCCUCUGAUGAAAAAAAUGUCGAAGACGAAGUUAAGUGUGCGCCGUGGAACACUACAAGAGCCUAUCUGAGUGCAAUACAGGGAAAGUUCAUGUUGGACAUCACAGGAAUCGGAGAUCCGACUGGUUGCGGCGAAGGGUUCUCGUUUGUUCGUCUACCCGGUAGAAUUAACAAAGACGAGGAAAGUGUUGCUGGCAAUGAAAAGAAACGAAACGUCACAGGAACCGAUGCUGAUCUUCGGAAAUUAAAUCUAACACAAGCCAGACAAAUAUUAGUUAAACAUAAAAUUCCUGAUGAGGAAAUUCAAAAACUGUCGCGAUGGGAGAUCAUUGACGUAAUCAGAACUCUUUCGACUGAAAAAGCGAAAACUGGAUCUGGAGAAUCAAUGUAUGACAAGUUCGCGAGAAUUGGAAAGUAUGGAAUCUCAGACUCUCACGAGAAGUUUAGAGAAGAAUGCCAAAGAAUAUUUGACCAGCAGAAUAAAGUGUUAGCAUCAGAUGAGGUUCUGAGUUCAGAUGACGCGAGCAGCUCUGAAGACGACGAGGAAGACUUAGAAUCAAUGGCCAAAAAUGUCGAAUCAUUGAUGGCUAAAAAUAAAUCAUGUGCUGAGUUGGCCCGAGAAAAGGAAGAGAACGAGAGAAAAGAGUUGCAGAAAAUGAUUUUGUCAGGAAAUAAUCCAAAAGAGGAACCGGAUAAAGGAGACAAAAACAAGAAAGAUCCGACCACUAAUAUUGCAGAUGAUGUUGACAUGUCAAAGUAUAAUGGAAAAGUUUUGAAGAUUUACCGGAACUUCAGGGAUGACGAAACUGGGGAAGAGUAUCAAAGAGUUGAGACUGUUCGGAAACCUGAUGUAAUUCAUGUGUACAUGAGUAUCCGAGAUACUAAAGACGAAGCUUGGAUGUCAGAAUUUGUCGACUUUCAACAGAUUCGAAAAGAAGAAGAGCGCAAAAAAAGAAGGAGGCUUCAAGAUCAGUUGAGAAGACUGGAAAGGAAUAAACAGAAAGGCAAAUUUGGCGCCACAUCGAAAGCAAAGAAACAUGACCCGCAAUCAUUUAAAGUAACAUGUGGGGCUUGUGGUCUGAAAGGUCACAUGAAAACCAACAGUUUGUGUCCUUAUUUUGGAAAAACGCCUCCAGCCGCACGUGAAAACUUGCCUAGGAAUAGCUCCAAUUUUGACCUCAGUUCUGAAGUAACCAACGAUGACGAAGGCGAGGAUUUGAUUAAAGUUGAGGAUACCAAAAUAACACUCGGCAAAGGGUUAUUCGACAACGUGGAUAAACGACAUCAGGGAUCAUCGAGUGUACAUGGAGGUACGGGAUCCAAAAAAGACGAGGAAUCUUCAAUAGUUUAUAGAAAACAUUAUACCUCUGGAGGGAUGCUGCGAAAACGUGCGGAUCCCGUAGUUGUCAUUUCAUCGAUGUUUGAGAAACUUAUCCAGGAGCUGAAACAAGUUCCCGGGUCCGAAGUAUUUCAUCACAAAGUGCGAGAAAAAGAUGUUCCAGAUUAUUACUCGAUCGUGUCUCAACCAAUGGAUUUACAGAAAAUGCGAGACAAAUGUAUGAAAAAGCAAUACAAAACAAGAAAUGAUUUUCUGGAAGACAUUAACUUGAUAGUAUGCAACUCCAUAACAUACAAUGGUCUUAAUCAUUCGAUAACUGAAAAUGCCCACAAGCUCAGCGAUAUGGCUCAAACUCACUUUAGGUCAUUGGAGUCGAAAUACUCCAAGCUAGAGAAAAGAAUUAAUCCGUUGUUGGAUGACAAUGAUCAAGUUGGUUUCUCGUUUUUACUCAGGGAAAUUGCCAAUAAACUUAAACAGAUUCCAGAAUCUUCUCCGUUCCACGUUCCAGUCAGCAAGAAAGCUGCUCCCCAUUACAGAUCGCUUGUCAAAUAUCCCAUGGAUCUGGACACUCUUUUGAAGAAUUGUGUCAGACAUUCAUAUCGAACUAAAGAAGCCUUCAUGAAUGACAUCAGUUUAAUUGCUUCAAAUAGUGAGCUAUUCAACGGACCUGAACACAUUUUAACAUCCAAGGCCACUGAAAUUGUAAACAUGGCCAGGAUUGAAAUAUCUUUACACGAUGAGUAUCUUACUAAAUUGGAACGAAGGAUUUGGGAGGCAUCUCAAAAGUCGACGGGAUCAGUUGCUAGUAGCAUGUCGCCAACUGGAUUCUCAGAAUUGAGUGGGUUCAGCGAAAAGGCCAACGAAGCUGGAAGGUCCAGCUCCGAAAGUGACUCAGAUACUGAGGAGCCAACAACUAGUAAGCGAUCUAGGGCUAUGAUUACGAACCUCGAUCAUUAUUUCAGCUCUUUCGACAACGGAUCGGAGCGGAAACCAAAUGCUUCUGAUCUUCACACACAAGUGCCGAAUAAAAAUACGCUUGCUACAAUUCACGAAACGUCUAACUUUGCUAUUCAGAAUGAAGAAAAUUUUGAUCCAAGUUUCCAGAUGAAAGCCGAGGUGCAGUUUUCAGCUGAUGAUUAUUCACAACUAAGCUAUCAAAACGAGCAGAGCUAUUUAUCAUCACAGGAUCCAGCGUUUCACGACCAGAAUUCGUCUUCGUAUCCAAUGGAUGACUCCUUCAAUUCGAACUCGAAUCAGUAUGAUUUCGGAUCCCAAGGGAAUCCAGCGGAAAAUUCCAACAGUCAAGUUAUCUGGAUGAACGAAGAUUCGCAAGAUCCUGAAACUAUGGCGAAAAUUCUGCUGGGGGAUAUCAGCGAAAGCGACAGUGAAAAAGUCGAGGGGUCUAUCACUGACAACGAAGAAGACGAUGAAAACUGAACUCUGUCCUCCCUGAAGGAUCUCUGUUCCAACAUCAAGAAAACUCUUUUCAACUUGUAAAGUUACGCAUACUUUCGAGUUAAAUAUAGUUUAAGAUACCAAAACUAUUCACAAUUCAGUGUUGCAUACAAUAGUUUAUUGUAGAUUCGUUGUUAAGCCUUAAAACUGAUAUAUUUAGAAUAAUUUGAGGUUAUAUUUGAUUUAUUUCAUAAAUAGAGCGAUAUCUACUGUUUAAUAUUUGCUGAUAAUUUACCGUUUCAGUCGCA